Messenger RNA from Actinia tenebrosa (Australian red waratah sea anemone), 2033 nucleotides. RefSeq lists its product as uncharacterized. Gene Ontology annotation, biological process: regulation of transcription by RNA polymerase II. Gene Ontology annotation, molecular function: RNA polymerase II cis-regulatory region sequence-specific DNA binding; DNA-binding transcription factor activity, RNA polymerase II-specific. The record is from RefSeq and is a predicted model, not a curated record. Lineage: Eukaryota; Metazoa; Cnidaria; Anthozoa; Actiniaria; Actiniidae.
GUAAUGAUCGUUAAGAGUUCUUAACUUCAGAGUAGAAAGUGGGAAAACGAGUAAAACGUAAACCGGUACGAGCGAGUAACGUCCAUACCAGUCUGCACGUGCGUACAUAUCACUGUCCAAGCCCGAAGUAGAUUUUUUCCCUCGCCUCGCGUUUCCUCAAAGCUGAAAAUCUUCAUACAGACAGCUAUGGAAAACCCUCAUACUUUACAGAGCUUGCCAAACCUUCAGAAUCUUCCUCCGGGAUGCAAGUUUUUAAACUGCGUUGAAGCAAGAAACGUCUUCCAAAACUGUCCAACUUGGAAACUACCCAAUGGAUCUGUAUUGGCUCCGUUUGGAGGAGAGUUAUAUCAAGUUGUUGAGCUGCCGUCCGAUUGCGGCGAUCGUUGUACAGUUCAUCACCAGAGUAAAAAGCCAAGCCCAUCUACAAGUCCAACUCCGCAAGAUAACCUAAGAAUCACCAACAAUAACUGGCUAAAGUUCCGCCGCCAAGAAGAGUACGCCCGCCAAGUUGCAAAUCGAUCUGAAUGCUACCCUCCUCGCAUGCCUGUAUUCUAUACCGAUGGCCGACUUUGUAAUUGUCAGUUUUGUGAGGCUACCAUGUAUCCGGAGCGUUUCUAUGGACAGUACUCACAAAAGAAACCGCUAGACUCAAUCUGUAGGCUCAAGCAAGAAAGAUUCUCGCCCAGUUUUAGCGCCGAAGACAGUGAGACGCCAAUAAGAAUGUUUCCAUUUUCUCUGCCGAUGAGUUCUCAAGCAACGUCGCACGUGACAUCGUCGGACGAACAAAGGCGGCCAAAACAGAAGCGAUUUCAAUGUGUACAUUGUGAUAAAUCCUUCGGGAAAUCUUCACAUUUGCGAGACCACAUCCGAACUCACACAGGUGAUCGACCAUUCCGUUGUCAGUUCUGCAACAAAGCAUUCACCCAGUAUUCGAAUUUAAGAACCCAUACCCGAAUACAUACCGGAGAAAAGCCAUUCAAAUGUCAACAUUGUUCGAAAAGUUUCACCCAAGCAGUGACUCUCCGAAGCCAUACGCGGACUCAUACAGGAGAUAAACCAUAUAACUGUAAACGUUGCAGCAAAUCCUUUUCCUGCUUUUCUGGAUUACGAGGACAUAACCGAAUACACGCCGAAGAAGAAGGAUCGUCUCUGGAUAUUGAACUCGAAAUUUCAACCAAGUGAAUUAUAAAACUCCGCGAUAAUUUUUCACAAAAAUUUGAAGAUUAAUCUUUGUACUUUAAUCAUUUCUAUGGACUUGAAAAAGACAAUAUAUGUAUCAUAUGUCAAUAUUUAUCAUAAGAAAAUACUUUGUAUGAUUCAGAAAACAAUUUAAAGCUCUUGAUAAUAGAACUUUCGCUUUUGUAGCAAAAAAUAAGUUAUGGGCUUUUUUUAACGUAAGCUAUCUAUUGCGCGCCUAUUUUUAAAAAAGAUCAUUCAGGAGCUGCACAGACUUGAUUUGGUUCAAAGUUUUCGACAAAUACAUAAAAGUAAGGCUAUACAUGAAUUCGACGUUUUCCUAGCGAGGCAAUAAUUCAAGGAAAAGCGCUUCGUUUAACAGGGCUUAAAAACAUCACAUUAUUCUUUAUUCGAGCAGAAAUCAAUGAUCUUUCAACCUAACAUUGAUUUUUGCAGAUCAAAUGUUUGACAUCUAGACGCUUCUUUUAAACAUUAGUUUUUUUCUUUUUUAAAACGAUUCACAAAACCAAGUGAAGAUAUACUUUUCAUAUACUCUGAUAACUUGGACUUAAAUUGUUUAAAUAUACUCCGUCUGUAGAAAUAUUUGAUUUUAAAAAAGUAGAAAAAUAAGAAUGAAACAAAAGUCAGACGAUAGAAGAUAAAAAGGUCGCAAGUAAAAAGGAGCUAAACACUUAUGCAUGGCGCGCAUGCGCACGCUUACAGUUGAUGCUAAAAUCUUUCAAAAUGCAAAAAGUCACCAAUUAUGUAAUUCAAGUACGGCUAUUUAUAAAACGAUAUAGUGGAUAUUUAAUAAAGGCAAAAAAUAAAGGAAAUUAUAUUCUGUAUUGGUACAAAAA